AUGAAGAGCGUCCCGCGCUCGGUCUACGAGUGGGAGGUCAUGAACAAGAUGAAGCCCAUCUGGCUGCGCAAUCCGGAGGUGGUGAACCAGUCCGAGUACACCGAGUUCUACAAGACCACCUUCAAGGCGUUCGACGAGCCCUUGUCGACGACGCACUUCAAGGUCGAGGGCCAGAUCGAGUUCCGGGCGCUCAUGUUCAUCCCAGCCACUAUGCCUUUUGAGUUGACGCGGGACAUGUUCUCGGAGGGAGGCCGCGCCAUGCGGCUGUACGUAAGCGCGUGUUCAUCAAUGACAAGUUCGAGGAUCUGA
Messenger RNA from Prorocentrum cordatum, 309 nucleotides. The record is from the annotation of a GenBank genome assembly. Lineage: Eukaryota; Dinophyceae; Prorocentrales; Prorocentraceae.